Wasmannia auropunctata (little fire ant) is the source of this 1356-nucleotide messenger RNA. RefSeq lists its product as uncharacterized. The record is from RefSeq and is a predicted model, not a curated record. The transcript has 7 exons. NCBI's taxonomy places the organism in Eukaryota, Metazoa, Arthropoda, Insecta, Hymenoptera, Formicidae. The coding region runs from base 1 to 1248 and encodes 415 amino acids.
AUGACGCACGUUCUAAUUCUCUCUGUCAUCUUCGGCGCUUGUUGCGCGCUAGCGGAGAAAAGUGAAUACACGACGACGACGACCGAAAAUCCGAAGAGACUGUCCGAUUCGCAAGAUCGAUUCCUGCUGAACGUCAUUCACGGUAAAAACUCGUCGGAGAUUGCUCUCGAUAGCGCCGACGACGAAGAAACAAAGAAAACGGACAAGAAACCGAGAACCGUCUUACAUCGCGACACGAGUCUUGAAAGAGAUAAAUUAUUCGGAAUAUUUUUAUUUGCAAGUUCCAACUGCUGCGGCUCUAAAUACGGUUCCAAUGGAUCGACACGACCGGAUUAUAAUUACAAGAUCUCUUUAGAGGCCGGACGGUAUCCCUCCCAAUAUGGCGAUCAGCGACACCACAUUGACAGAUACGGAUGGCAAACACAAGGUCGGCCCCCAGGUUCCAUCGGAAGCGGCGGCAGGCCCGGUGGAGGAAGCGGAAGCGGAGUCUACGCAGGAAGCCAGCUGGGAGACAGGUAUAAUGGACCGCGUCCAGUGCACGCAAGUGAAACUUCUAAUAGACCCAGCGCUUUGGGAUACGGCUCGGGAAACGGUGGAGGAUACGGUUAUGGCGUUAGCGGUUAUGGGAAUUACGGAAGACCGAGUGGACAUGGGGGUUCGAUCGGCGGCUACGGGAUUUCGGGAACAUUGGCCGACGGUGACGAGUUCGGCCCCGGCGAUCCGGGAACUUAUCCGGAUGCAAGCGUGCCGCAAGGAAAUAUUCACGCGCAAAAGGCGAUAGCGUUAAAGGCUCUAGCGGGUGUUGCGCUGAUCGGAGCAGCAGCGGCGUUAGCUUCGAACCCGGUUCUUCUGCCAAUCGGCAUUGUGUCCGGUAGGAAGAAAAGAUCGGAGACCUUCCCCGAGGAAGAGCAGACCGACUUCCAAAUGGAUUACAUUUUGUACAUGUUGAAGGAAAAUUUAGCUAAGAUACGAAAAGAUGGCUCAAGCGACAGACUAAUCGUCUCUCCAAGAUGCGUCGCCAGAUUGACUUGUGAAAUCCAAAAGGACUAUCUGUCCGAUCUCGGAAAGGACGUCGAGGUCGUGACCACAAGUCGAAAAUAUCACCUUACCGAUUUAAUACGAGACAACGUGCUUAAUACCAAAACGGUGAGCGCAAACGUGAAGGACCUGAUCAAGUUGGCGGUCGGCGUGGCGUCGGGAAACGAGAGCUGCGACUUGUUUACCUGUAAUUAUAUAAGGAAAGCUUGAAUAAGACUUGUUGUAAUCACACGAUUAUUAUCACUCAUCCGACUGUUUGACAAAGGAGGAUGCAUACACGCACGCAAAAAAAAAAUAAUGAAAUAAAAUCUCUUCGUA